UCCAGCAGAGCAGGGGGAGUGUUGAGGGGGGGUUGCACAGAGAGAAAGAAGGGUUUGUGCCAUUGUUCAUAUGAAAGAACAAAGGGUCGCUCGGGCACUUUUCAUUACCCGCUUGAGUCGGGUCCGAUUUUGACACUAUCUACAACUACCAACCCUGCAAAUGCAUUUGUUCCUGCCUUUUGCACAGCGUGAUGGUUUUGAAGGGGUAAAGCUGAUGAUGCAGUUCACCUCGCUUUAAGAACAGUGACCGACAGUCCACCGGGAUAUUUAUUAUCAGGGAGGACCGAGGAGAGAGCGGUAAAUUCCUGCUUGGAUUCCCGCAGGCUGUUCGUCCAAGUCAUUCAAGCUGUACUCCCCAAAGGAUCCUCCCAACGGCAGUGCCUUCCCUCCAUUUCACCCAGGCGCAAUGCUGGAUAGAGAUGUGGGACCGACACCAAUGUAUCCCCCCUCUUACAUGGAACCUGGAAUCGGGAGGCACACACCGUAUGGAAAUCAAACAGACUACAGAAUAUUUGAGCUAAACAAAAGGCUUCAGAAUUGGACAGAGCAGGACUGUGACAAUCUGUGGUGGGAUGCGUUCACUACAGAGUUUUUCGAAGAUGAUGCCAUGCUGACUAUCACAUUCUGUCUGGAAGAUGGACCCAAACGAUAUACCAUUGGUAGGACAUUGAUCCCCCGAUACUUCAGAAGUAUUUUUGAGGGUGGGGCCACUGAACUCUUCUAUGUGCUUAAACAUCCCAAGGAGUCUUUCCAUAAUAACUUUGUGUCCCUGGACUGCGACCAGUGCACCAUGGUUACGCAGAAUGGCAAACCCAUGUUCACACAGGUGUGUGUGGAGGGCCGGCUGUACCUGGAGUUUAUGUUUGAUGACAUGAUGCGUAUAAAGACGUGGCACUUCAGUAUCAGACAGCACAGAGAAGUCGUGCCGAGGAGCAUACUGGCAAUGCAUUCCCAAGACCCUCAAAUGCUUGACCAGCUAUCAAAAAACAUCACAAGGUGUGGCUUAUCUAACUCGACACUGAACUACCUCCGACUUUGUGUAAUCCUGGAGCCCAUGCAGGAGCUGAUGUCCAGACACAAGACGUACAGUCUCAGUCCACGGGACUGCCUCAAAACCUGUCUUUUUCAGAAAUGGCAGAGGAUGGUGGCCCCACCAGAUAUGAUGUCUUCUGCUCCUUCUCCAGCUGAGCCUGCGAGACAAGCUCCCAACAAACGAAGGAAACGAAAAAUGUCUGGUGGAAGCACCAUGAGUUCGGGUGGGGGCAACAACAACAGCAACAGUAAAAAGAAAAGUCCAGCCAGCAGUUUUGCGCUCUCCAGCCAGGUACCUGAUGUGAUGGUGGUGGGAGAGCCCACUCUGAUGGGAGGGGAGUUCGGGGACGAGGAUGAGAGGCUGAUCACACGGCUGGAGAACACACAGUUUGAUGCGGCCAAUGGCAUGGACGACGAGGACAGUUUCAACAGUUCCCCUGCCCUGGGCACCAACAGCCCCUGGAACAGCAAAGCUCCCUCCAGCCAGGAGAGCAAAAAUGACAACCCCACCUCACAGUCAUCCCAGUAGAAGUAUUAGGGGCUAGCGAAGGGCUCAUAGCUGUCAGAGGACAUUCACACCUUUGUUUAAAUCGGCCCUCGCAUGACAGUUCUUAAAGCCGACAUUCUUGUCAUAAGUCUUCUGCCUUGAUGAGUUCUUAAUUGGUCAGACUCUGAAAUUAUGGUGCAAGAUUUAAACACCUCAUCAUCCUGCACUAUCACCAUCAGACAUGACGUUUUGUUGAUUCUUUUGUUUCUUUCAGAGUUGUUUUAUACCAUUAGUUUAGUCUGGCCCAUUUGAUCUCAUAGAGCCUCGACUCAGUCAGACUUUGUGAAGGCAGCCGUGUCGGGUUAUUGUUCCAACCUCGGGUCUCUCUAUGUGCGCGCUGUGCUUUUGACACGCAUGGCCGUUUCUGUUGUGCUCAAUUGACAGGAAAGGAUCACUUUUAUCUGACCGUUUGGUGAUAUGACCAUUGUGUGCACCUCAGAUUCAAACCCAACGCUCCAUUUUUAAAAACUAAAUUAUUUGUUUUGUAGGACCUGGUUGGAACAAAAACCUGUACAGUUCCGGAGCUUGAGGACCGGAGUUGAGAACCACUACGUAAAGCCCUUUUAAGUAAAAUUAAUUAAAGUGUAAAGGGUCUUGAGUUUGGUCAUGCCAAAAAUGGUCAUGGAGAACUUGCAUGACCAUAAAGCCAGACUCAAAAGAAGUGUUUUAUUGUCAUUUUCUGCAUUUUGUUUUGUUUUUUAUUUUUAUAGCAAUUUCUAAGGAGAAAAUAAGCAAGCAAACAAAAACUCUAAAUAUCCUUUGCACUCUUGUCACUGUAUUUUGGAUCUAUUUUUCUUAUAAAAUUAUGAUGAAUUUUGUUCUUACUAAAACACAAAAAUUGAUAAUCUUUAACUGGAAAAUGCUGUCAAUCUCAAUGUAAAAUAACACAUUUUGUAUUGUUAUCAAUAUUAUUAUAAGUAGAUGCUACUUUGCUCUAAGCUUUACACCGAACUGUCUAUCUGUUUCUGUUUAAAUUGUCAUUGAAAAAUGAGAUUACAUGAUCAUAGCAUGAAUGUCUGGGAACUGCAUGUAUCAGACAUUAGCUAUUGCAGCUGUAUCAGUCUCAUUGUUUGCAGAUCUAAAUCCUACAACGUAUUACAACUGCUGGUGGCACAUUUUGUCCAGAGACAAAAUGCUGGUGGCCAGACCAUAACUAUGAACAUUUUGUUUCUUGGAGAGUUUUAGCCUUUUGAAAAGAACAGAACAAACCCAAUACCUUUUGUGUAAACCCAGUAAUUCACACUGAUUAGUUUGCUUUAAAAGUGUAGGAAAGUGUCAUUUUCUGAGAAACUGAGAUAAUAAAUUUAGGAUCCCAGGAAUUUUUCUUCCCUAAUGCUACAGACCAAGGAGCAAGAUCCUUUAACACAUUUAUAGAAAGAUUUUGUUUUUUCAUCAUUUUGUUUAUGUAUUUGUGAUUGUAUAUUUAAGAUUGUAGCCAAGUUCUGUAUAAGUGUAAUUCUAUUUACUCUUCUUUAGAAACCCUGUUCCCUUCACCCCUUGCUAAAGAAUCUGUCAUAUGUCAAAAGUAAAGCUGAACCUCUUAAAACAUGUUUCUAGAUGCAUUAAAGGUACAACUACCUAACUAAAAGGUAGAUUAUAGUUUUAAGUCAAUGUACAAUGUAUUUAUUUUUUUAUAGUCUUUGCCAUUUGCAUUAUAUAUCAAGACAAAACAUGUUGCUGUGUAUUUGAUGUUGCCUUUAUGUAAUUUCACAUUUUAUGUUAUUUUGUUAGCCUAAAUUGUUAUAUAAAAUUCAAUGAAUCCAUAAGAAUUCAUAAAAUCCAGGUUGCUAAUUCCUAGAAGCCACCAUCAGGUUAGAGUGUAUUGGGUUUUAAAACACCAGAGGGCACUCCAUUGUAAGGUCUUAAUUUGCCUUAUAAAAAUUCCCUCUCAACUAGCAAAUUGUAUCAUUUUCACACUGAUUUUUAUUUUUAUUUUUUUAUUUUUUU
Molecule: messenger RNA, 3526 nt
Organism: Myxocyprinus asiaticus (Chinese sucker)
Lineage: Eukaryota; Metazoa; Chordata; Actinopteri; Cypriniformes; Catostomidae
Product: LIM domain-binding protein 1-A
Exons: 11
Coding region: 407-1561 (384 amino acids)
Biological process (GO): nervous system development; positive regulation of transcription by RNA polymerase II; negative regulation of transcription by RNA polymerase II
Cellular component (GO): transcription regulator complex; nucleus
Molecular function (GO): LIM domain binding
Source: RefSeq, a predicted model, not a curated record